AUGACCUCACAAAUUUAUCCUCAACCUCCGUAUCCCUUGCAUGAUUCCAUCAAGGAUCUGCUUGAUGGGGCUUAUGUUAAGUUCUAUAACCAGCAUCUUCUGAACGCCCCUCAAGUGCAUUAUCAGCCCGUUUCCAACUCCCGGGUUGGAGGUAGACUCAUUCCAGGAGGCACUGAUCCCGUACCCGUGGGCAAGACUGUGGAUAUCCAAAUUGUUCGCAAAGAAUCCUCCGGGCCGGAUGUACCAGUCAGGGUAUUUGUUCCGCCUGGAACUGCGCCUGCGACUGGGUGGCCUGUCUUUCUGUGGUAUCACGGCGGCGGCUGGGUACUGGGCAACAUCGACUCAGAAAACAGUCUUUGCACGAACGUAUGCACUCAAGCCAACUGUGUGGUCAUAACCACCGACUACCGUCUGGCACCCGAGAACCCCUUCCCUGCAGCAGUCCACGAUGCCUGGGAAGCGGUGCUGUGGGCGGUCACCGGCGUGGCUGGCUCACGCUUGGAGCUGGGCUUUGAUAUGAACAAGCUUACCAUCGGCGGAUCAAGUGCAGGAGGAAAUUUGGCUGCUGUUAUGACCCAGAAGGCCCUGACUCACGAGGCGUUUGCGAAGCACCCCGGCUUUCGGUUCCAGGUCCUAGUUGUCCCUGUCAUGGACAACACGGCGACCGUCGAGUCGAGCACAACAUAUAAAUCAUAUGAGCACACAGCCGCCCUUCCCGUUGAUAAGAUGUUGUGGUAUCGACGUCACUAUCUUCCGAACGAGGUUGAUUGGAAAUCACCAGAUGCCUCGCCACUGCUGGCAACUGCCGAUACAUUUGCGAAGCUGCCGUCAGCCUUGGUUGUCGUGGCUGGCCUGGAUGUUUUGAGGUGGGAGGGCGAAGAGUAUGCGAAGAAGAUGGAGGAGGCGGGCGUCGCAGUUGAAGUGAAGGUCGUGGAAGGCGUUCCGCAUCCUUUCAUCGUUAUGGAUGCUGUGCUGCCGAAGGGCAAGGAGGCGGUCAGCUUCGUUGGUGAACGACUAUCGGCCGCUCUU
Messenger RNA from Penicillium nucicola, 1029 nucleotides. RefSeq names its product alpha/beta hydrolase. Lineage: Eukaryota; Fungi; Ascomycota; Eurotiomycetes; Eurotiales; Aspergillaceae. The annotation marks the transcript as partial. The record is from RefSeq and is a predicted model, not a curated record. Gene Ontology annotation, molecular function: hydrolase activity. The transcript has 2 exons.